AUGUCCAUCCGCCACUACACCACCGAAGAACUGCUCGCGCUCCGCAGUUCUCCCCUCGUCGCCAAACCGGACAAUUUACCCUCAAUCGAGCAAUGGCUAGAUGAGUCCGCAAACGCCAACCAAGCCUCCGAUCGCAAUGAUCAGCGACAGCAAGUCCCCAAAGACGGCGGCAACAAGAGAGAUCGACGUCUGCACAGUGGAAAUCCCACUGCUCCAGAGGCCAGUCCUAUGGGUGCCUUUAGCACGGGACGCCCGACGUUGGGGACGAGGAAUUCCACAGCGAGGGGCGCUGCGGGAGAUGACAUUUCUUUGGGACCUCCCAAGACCAAUUUCCCUUCGAGCAGACACACCUCGCGACUUGCCGAUUCCGCGGGUGAUAUUCCCACCACCGACGACGCGGAGAAUACUCGCGCCAAAUUCUUCUCCGACCGACAGAUGAUUAACCGGAGAAGUGGUCUGCAGGACAAGGAUGGCAGGGACAAUCGUGACAGCUGGACGCGUGCCGCGGAGAAGAGGGCGCUGGGUGGGGGAGAUGAUGAUGCAAAGAUGGACAAGAACGAUCGUUACGGCAGACAUGACGCUGCAGACCGCAAUGGAUUCGGCGACAAGGGAGAUACGCGAUGGAGCAACGGCCGUGGAGAGGAGCGGAGACAGAACGGAGACAGACCAGCGGGCGGCGGAUGGCGCGAGCGGGAACAGGCGAGGCGCAACAAUGGAGACCGACAUGAUGAGAGGGAGCCCGAAUGGAUGGAUGACCCCGUGGUGAAGAAGGAUCAAGAGUUGAACUUUGCCAUGCCCAAGUCGCAGGAGGAGUUUCAAAAGUGGAAGGACAGUAUGAAGGUGCAGGGAGAUGUGGGGGCGGACAAGGAGAAGGAGGUUGUGGAAGCACCUCCGCCACCACCAGAGCCCAAGCAGACCAUCAAGCUGGAAGGCUUCGAACCUGGUGGUUUCUUCGCUUUCAACGCUCCGACUUCGACAUCCACACCUCCCGCUGGCGCAGUACCGGGCAAGACUCCCGGCAAGGCCAAGACGAGUCGCUUUGCGUCCAUGUUUAAGCCGCCGGUUGAAGAGCAGCCUCCAGCACCAYCCUCGGAGUCGCAUCUACAAAAGGCUGCCAAUGGCUUUGCCAAAACAACAGCAGAGGAUCAGGAAGGUUUCAACAAUGUGUUGAAAAUGCUCAAUAGUGGAUUGAAGAUUACUCCUCCAAGUGAAUCUCCAGCUCCUGCUGCCUCGGCGCCGCAAUCGCCGCCGCAACCCACAAGAGCCGGUGCGAAUGGAUUUGGCGCCAAACCAAAGAGUCGCUUCUUCCAAUCCCAGCCGGAGAGUGCUGAGAGACUGCAAUCCCCUCACCAAGGUGGCGUGGAGGUGCAACAUCAAGACCCCGCUGUACGACCUCCUCAAGAGACGCCCGAACCCAGCAACAUGUUCAACGCGCUUAGGGAGCAGCAACCUCGUCCUUCUUCGGGUCGUGUCAGCGAGCUCGCCAUGUUCGAUCCACCAUCCCGUAGCGCUCCCAGUCCUGACAUCAACAUCCAAAACCUUCUCGCCCAGCAGAGGCAGAGGCCGCAGAUGCACAGUCAUGAGAGUCAGAAUCUACUCAACUUGUUGAAGAAGAGUGAUCCUACACAGCAGCCAUCAAGACCACCCAGCCAGCAAACCGGCGGCGGUGAUCAAGCGCAAUUGCAGAGGUGGUUGGACCAUCAACACCAUGCCAAUUCACAUGGUGGUGGCCCUCCUCCAAUGGAGACCUUUGCGCCGAAGCCAGCAAGACUACCUCAACACCCACCUGGUCUGUUUGAGGAGCAACUGAUGAGGAACUUUCCCUCGAGGGAGGAUUUGAGCAGGGAACAGCAGAUGCCACCUCCUGGAAUGCCCGAGCCGAGGAGACAGCAACAGCAGCAACAGCAGCGUGCGCCGCCGGGCUUCUACGAUGAGAGGGAGAUUCUGAUGCAGCAGCAGUUGUUGCAACAGCAGCAGAUGAGACGCAACUUUGGUGGUGGUGAUGGACCGCAGCAGAUGCCACCUCAGCCACAGGUAUUCCGCAAGCCCCAGCCACCACCUCAGCAUUACCAAGGAGGUGUUGGAGAGUAUCACAUCACUUCCCCAAGCCUGGGUGGACCACCACCUGGUUUCCCAAACAUCCCUCCGCAGCAGCUUCAGCAUGGUAUGCCGAGACAUCCUCCUGGUUUCGGUGGUCAGCCACCUCAGCAACAUCCCACUGCACACUUCCCCCAACAGAGGGAGCAGCCACCUCCUGGAUCCAUGCCGCCUGGUUUUGGGCCACCUGCUGGUGCACCUCCCGGAUUCUACGGUGCGGGACCUCCUCCUCCUGGGUUUGGAGGUGCGGGUAUGRGAGGCGGUAUGGAUGGGAUGCCGCCGCAGGUGCCGCCUGGUAUGAGGGGUAGACCUAGUGGUCAGUUUGACGGGUAUGGUGAGGCGAGACGAGGAUAG
This is a messenger RNA of Ramularia collo-cygni, 2451 nucleotides long. RefSeq lists its product as uncharacterized. The record is from RefSeq and is a predicted model, not a curated record. Lineage: Eukaryota; Fungi; Ascomycota; Dothideomycetes; Mycosphaerellales; Mycosphaerellaceae. The transcript has 3 exons. The coding region runs from base 1 to 2451 and encodes 816 amino acids.